Molecule: messenger RNA, 2933 nt
Organism: Scophthalmus maximus (turbot)
Lineage: Eukaryota; Metazoa; Chordata; Actinopteri; Pleuronectiformes; Scophthalmidae
Gene: nom1
Product: nucleolar protein with MIF4G domain 1
Exons: 11
Coding region: 251-2788 (845 amino acids)
Biological process (GO): ribosomal small subunit biogenesis
Cellular component (GO): nucleolus
Molecular function (GO): RNA binding; protein binding
Source: RefSeq, a predicted model, not a curated record
AGUAAAUGGUCACGUGUUUAUGGGUCACAUCAACGAUAUCCUCAUGGAGAUACAUGUGCCGGUAGUUCUAUGUUUUAAAUAGGCGACAGCUUUCAUUUCGUGCAUCUUUUUUGGUUGUUUCAAACCCGAAUUUUAGUCAGCUCGUUGUCUAAACCGACCAACCGUGAGUUUUUUUAAGACAGAUAGCAGGUUGAGUUUAACGUUAUCCCGCUUAUCGUCACUAUCUCAGUUCAUUUUUUUUUGUUUAGAGAUGAAGGGGGAAUUGAAGCAGAACAGCAAGAAGAAGAAGAAGAAGGCGAAUGCAACGUUACAGAAAUACAUAGUGGCAGUGGACGAAUUCGUUAAAAGCAAAAGUAGCACAGAAGGAGCGGAGCAUGACCAUGGGUUGAGAUUUGUAAAAAAGAAAAGCAGAAAGGAGCUACGCCGAGAAAAGCGAAAAAUUAAGAAAGCCAAAAUGAAAAGUCAUUACGAGGGUUACAAGGUCCUCAGUUUACCCCCAGGUGAAGGUGAAACCUCGGCAAUGCCAGGUGAGAAACAGCCACGGGAGAAAAAGGAGAAGAAAAAAAUGGAGAAAGCAAGUAAAGACCUGUCAAAAACAGACGCAAGCCAGGCUGCUACUGCUCCUAAAGAAAGGUCAGGUAACCAUAAGAUGCCAUCAUCCGCCAAGAAAGGCAAGAAAGUGAAUAAGCUUCAAGAAUCAAGAAAGAUGGCACUCAUGGAGGCAAAUGAACAAGAGGACCGAGAGAUAAAGAAGCUGGAGCGCCGCCUGGGAUUAAACAAAAGGAAAAACAAAAAAAGUCUCCCACAGUCCUUUGUGGCUGAUGGACUGGAUUACAUCCUUGGCUUGCUUGACCCUGGCACAUCAGCUGCAGGAGUGUACGAUAACGAUGAUGACAUGGACAUGGCCAAAGCAAACUUUGAAAAGCUUGAUGACAAUGACUCUCAGUUGUCCGAUGAUGAUGAAGAACCUGAAGAUCAGAUGGCCAGUGAAGGCAGCGAUGAAGAUUUGGCUUCAUUUGAUGGUGAAAAUGAGGAGGAGGAGGAUGAUGGUGAUGAUGAAAUGGUUGAUGAGGAGGAAGUAGAGGAGGAGGAGGAAGAAAUGGAAGGUGACAUUGACAAGAGUGAUGAAAAUGAAGGGGAAACGGAGAGAGAAGCAGACACUCCUGACACAAAGAUAUCAGAACCAGAGACAGAAACAGUCACCUCUACAACUGGAAAAUAUGUGCCACCUCACUUACGUAACACAGGAAAUGACAAACGCAAAGCUGAGCUCGAAAAACUAAAGAGGAAUGUGAAGGGCCUGCUCAACAGGCUGAGCGAGCCCAACAUGGCCUCUAUCAGUGGUCAGCUGGAGGAGCUGUACAUGAGCUGCAGCAGGAAGGAUAUGAAUGACACCCUGACAGAGGUGCUGCUGGCAGCCUGCGUCACGCCGGCGCUGAUGCCCGACAGACUCCUGAUGGAGCACGUCCUGAUGGUCAGCGUCCUCCAUCAUGCCGUCGGCCUGGAGGUGGGGGCACAUUUUCUAGAGAUUGUUGUGCGGAGGUUUGAUGAGUUGUACAAGAACCCAAGUGAAGGCAAAGAGUGCAACAACCUGGUGGCCAUCGUUGCUCACCUCUAUAACUUCCAGGUUGUGCACUCCCUCCUCAUCUUCGACAUCCUAAAACUUUUAGUGGCAGCGUUUACAGAGAAAGACAUUGAACUAGUUCUUUCUGUGCUGAGAAAUGUCGGCUUCGCCCUGAGGAAGGAUGACGCACUGGCUUUGAAAGAACUCAUCUUGGAGGCCCAACGCAAGGCCAGCGAUUUGGGAUCGAAGUUUCAGGAUCAAACCAGGGUGCGUUUCAUGUUGGAGACCAUGCUGGCUUUGAAGAACAACGAUAUGCGCAAGAUCCCAGGCUAUGAUCCUGAGCUCGUGGAGAGACAUAGAAAGUUGCAGAGGACUCUGAUCCACCGCAGCGCAGGAGGCAAAGACAUGAAACUGAGGGUCUCUCUGGACAGUCUCCUGGCUGCAGAGCAUGUCGGCCGCUGGUGGAUAGUCGGCUCCUCGUGGAGCGGAGCACCCAUGAUUAACGAACCAGGGAACACAACCACAAAACAGUGUACCGCUGAAGGACAGUUUAGUGCCAAAGUCUUAGAGCUGGCUAGGAAACAGCGGAUGAACACUGAAGUAAGGAGAAACAUCUUCUGCGUUCUUAUGACCAGCGAAGAUUACCUGGAUGCAUUUGAGAAACUGCUGAGGAUGGGACUGAAGGAUAAGCAGGAGAGAGAGAUUGUGCACGUUCUGAUGGACUGCUGUCUGCAGGAGAAAUCCUUUAAUGCCUUCUACGCUGUACUGGGAGAAAAAUUCUGCUCCCAAGAUCGCCGCUUCCAGAUGACUUUCCAGUUCAGCCUAUGGGACAAGUUCAGGGAGCUUUCCAACCUUCCCUGCAGGACCUUCAACAAUCUGGUCCAGCUGGUCGCCCGCUUCCUCCAGAGAAAGUGCCUCUCACUCUCCAUACUUAAAGUAAUAGAGUUUGGAGAGCUAGAUAAGCCCUCAGUUCGCUUCUUGCGUCAAGUGCUGACUAAACUACUAAAAGAAACUGAGUCAGAGGAUCUAGCCAGCAUAUUUGGAAGGAUUUCAGGAAUUCCCAAUCUCGGAAUGCUGCGGGAGGGCUUGAAGCUUUUCAUCAGCCACUUCCUGCUGAAGAAUGCCCAGUCACAGGGACCAGCUGAGCAAGCAGCGAUGCUGUCAGAGCGCGCCCAGGUCGCCACCAAGGCCAUGGAGGCCAAAGAGGCCACGCUCAAACUGUAAAACACAACAGACGUAGUUUAAACCAGAACUGUGCAACACAAGAAGGCUUGUUUGAAUGAAAUACCUCUUAAUCCAAAACAGAAUCCUACAGUUUGUUUUUAAAAAAGAAUAUGAUUUUGAUAUUAAAUCUUUGUUUUUGCUUUUA